This is a messenger RNA of Eimeria necatrix, 321 nucleotides long. RefSeq lists its product as hypothetical. The transcript has a single exon. Lineage: Eukaryota; Apicomplexa; Conoidasida; Eucoccidiorida; Eimeriidae. Bases 1 to 321 code for a protein of 106 amino acids. The record is from RefSeq and is a predicted model, not a curated record.
AUGUCGCGAGAGCGCAAGAUCACGCGCGAAGCUGCAGGAGCAGCAGCAGCAGCAGCGGCAACAGUAGUAGUAGUAACAGCAGCAGUAGCAGGCAGCACAAACAAUACGCGAAACAGAUGUGACACGCUAGACCGUAGAACACGACCAUCGCGAAAUACCAACAGGAACGCCGCCCGUCGCAAAAGCAGCAGCAGCAGCAGUAGCAGCAGCAGCACGGACGCUGCCAUAGCAGUGACAGGCACUAAAGCAAUAGCAGCAGCAGGAGCUCCACCAGAAGCAGAUGCAAGGCAACAGCAGCGAGAACAGCAGCAGCUCGCGUGA